AUGGCACGCGUACAACACAAUUACUACGUCAACGUUGGCGGCGGCGGCGGUGGUGGCCGCGGUGUCAAGAAAAACAACAACAACAACAACAAGAAGAAGGGCGGUGGUGGCGGUGGUGGCGGUGGUGGAGGUGGUGAUGGUGGCGGUGGUGGGCGUAAGGCCCGUAAGCAAGACCAGUGCUUUCUCUGUCGUGCCUAUGGGCACAAAAAAAAAGAUUGUCCGCAGCUCGCUGCUGUUGUUGCUGCUGCUGUUGAGGCUGCUACUACCGCCGCCCAGCAGACCCGCCCAGCAGAUCCGCCCAGCGACCCCGUCCCGGUCGCAUGCGAAUACGGGCUUGCAUGCCCAGCAUUUGGUCCGUGCCGUGCUGGGCAGCAAUGCACAGCACAGAAGCAGUGUCCCCAAGGGGACAACUGUACUUGGAGUGAGAACUGCCUUGCAGGUGACCAGUGCCCUUCGCGGUGCCCUGCUGGCAACUUGUGCCCUGCCAACUGUCCGGCGGGCGUCAAGUGCCCUGGGAUUCCCCAGGUCCUGUCGCUGCGUGGUGGCCGCCCCCUAGGGGGUGAGCCGAUGGAAGGUCAGGAGUGA
This is a messenger RNA of Bipolaris victoriae FI3, 585 nucleotides long. RefSeq lists its product as hypothetical. The coding region runs from base 1 to 585 and encodes 194 amino acids. The transcript has 4 exons. Gene Ontology annotation, molecular function: nucleic acid binding; zinc ion binding. The record is from RefSeq and is a predicted model, not a curated record. NCBI's taxonomy places the organism in Eukaryota, Fungi, Ascomycota, Dothideomycetes, Pleosporales, Pleosporaceae.